Pseudophryne corroboree (corroboree frog) is the source of this 1918-nucleotide messenger RNA. Its product is annotated as putative nuclease HARBI1. NCBI's taxonomy places the organism in Eukaryota, Metazoa, Chordata, Amphibia, Anura, Myobatrachidae. The coding region runs from base 103 to 1224 and encodes 373 amino acids. The record is from RefSeq and is a predicted model, not a curated record. The transcript is spliced from 5 exons.
AGUUGACACCACAAUUGUAAAAACAGUUAUUGUGUAAAAUUUUGGAAAACUUUGAAUUAUUUUUUUUUAACAUUUCUUAACAUUCUCUCCAAAAAGUGUGUGAUGUCAAUACAUAUUGCGGCAGAAGCCCUACCUCCCCAACCCACGCCAGCACUCCCACCCCAACCGCCAGCCCCACAACCACAGCCGGCUCCUCAUCAACCAAGGCAACGGAGGCGUGCUAGGCCACCAAUUUUCAGAACCCGUGUCAGACUUUUUGGGAUGCCAGAUGAUGUGGUGGUGCGUAGAUACCGGCUGCCACCACAUCUAAUCCUAGACACUCUCUCCAUAAUAGAGAGUGAUCUGGAGUCUGAAAUUCGGUAUCCUACAGCAAUACCACCAUUGACACAAUUCCUUGCAGUGUUACAUUUUUUGGCCACAGGAUCAUUCCAGCAUGUGGUUGGAGACCUGGUUGGCAUGUCGCAGGGCCAGUUCAGUAAGGUCCUGCGACGUGUCUGCCAGGCUUUCCUCAAGCGUGUUAAGCAAUUUAUUGCUAUGCCUUUGGAUGUUGGUGCCCUAGAUGUGGUGAAGCGGCAAUUUGCGGAAGGUGGUAGUCGCUUCCCACAUGUUAUUGGGGUUGUGGAUGGCACACAUGUAGCUAUUCAGCCACCAAAACAUAAUGAAGAAAUUUAUAGAAACAGGAAACUGUUUCAUUCUCUGAAUGUAAUGGUUGUUUGUGGGCCAUCCCUCCAGAUCCUUUCCCUGAACGCAAAGUUUACUGGAAGUUCCCAUGAUGCGUAUGUCAUUAGACAAUCAGGGAUAUGGCAGAGAUUAAGAUCAAGUCAACGACCAGACAUGUGGUUAUUGGGAGACCGUGGAUAUCCUUGCACCCCCUGGCUCAUGACUCCUUACCGUAAUCCCAGGCCAGGACCACAGAUGGCAUUUAACUCCGCGCUUACUGCCACUAGGCAGCUGGUGGAGCGCACAAUUGGUGUCCUGAAAGGGCGGUUUCGUGUUCUCCACCGCACUGGUGGCGACAUCAUGUAUUCGCCGGAGAUGGCAAGUAAAAUAGUGGUCCUGUGCGCAAUACUCCAUAAUAUCGCGGUAAGGAGUAGUGUAGAGCUUCCUCAGGCAGAGGAAUUGCCUGAUGAGGAGCCAGGGGUUGUGCCACGCUUCGGUGGGGGGAGUGUGACACGGAGGGGGAGCCAAGUGAGGGCAAGAAUUGUAGCAGAAUAUUUCAGCUGAAUGAUCACACGAACUGUGGACAACAACAACGGCAAAACUCCCCACCCCCUUCCCCUUCUCACUCCCCCUCCCCUUCUCACUCCCCCUCCCCUUCUCACUCCCCCUCCCCUUCUCACUCCCCCUCCCCUUCUCACUCCCCCUCAGCUUCCCAGUCCCCCUCAGCUUCCCAGUCCCCCUCAUCUUCCCAGGCCCCAUCAGCUUCCCUGGCCCACUCCACUUUACAUUCCCCUUCUCACCACACCUCUCCAUCUCUUUCUGGGACCCCUUCUCCUCCUUCCCAUACCCCUUCUCCUUCAAAAUCAACAUCACAAUCUGAACCACCCUCACCCUCUAUUGCUUUAACUUUUUCUCCGCCCCCCUCGCCCUCUCAAUCAGACCCCCCCUCUGAAAUUGCGGACCAAAUCCAGCCUCCUUCCCCCAUCCAGCCUCCUUCCCCAAUCCCUCCUCCUUCCCCAAUCCCUCCUCCUUCCCCAAUCCCUCCUCCUUCCCCCAUCCAGCCGCCUUCCCCCAUCCAGCCAACAUCCCCACCAAGUGAAUGGGCAGAGGAAGCCCCUGCCGAACGUUCCGGGAGUCUGGAUGUUGCCGUGGAAAAUGUUGCAGUUGGAGAUCCCACAAGUUUUUCAGGGAUACUUUACACCAUGCGCCAACACCUGCAAGGAAUGAUGGAUUGUGUGGACCAUUUGCAAAAAUUUGC